AUGAAGCCAACGUUGUUACUUCCCCUUGUGUUUACCUGCCCGACGCUAGCACAAUCAUUAUUCUCUUCAAUCACAACUUUGGCAAACCUUCCGCAAGACCUCAGGGGAACAUACCGCAAGUUGGCAAGAGCGUGUGAUACGCGGACCGAACUUGGAGCAGCGGCCGUCACCAUUCAAUAUGGCGCCGAUGAAAGCAGUCCUGCAGCUGUCUACGGCUUGGACGAAUGUUUCCCGUUUACCAAAGACAAUAAAAAAGCAAGAUUAGUCCUAUUCUGUAGAAACUUGGACUGCACCUUUGGGAUUGCGGAGGACCUAGACUGUCAAAGUGGCUUUCUCGAUACAGUGUUGCAUUACCGGUUGAAUGGAGGGCAGGCCCUGCCAAAUCCUGCCGGCGUAGUUGGAGUGGCCUUGAAUGCUGUAAAGUGCGGUACCAGGCAGUUUUAG
Molecule: messenger RNA, 444 nt
Organism: Glarea lozoyensis ATCC 20868
Lineage: Eukaryota; Fungi; Ascomycota; Leotiomycetes; Helotiales; Helotiaceae
Exons: 3
Coding region: 1-444 (147 amino acids)
Source: RefSeq, a predicted model, not a curated record